GCUUGCAUCGACGAGAACAUGGAGGUGGUGCAGUUCUUAGUGGAGAGCGGUGCUGAUGUCAACCAGGCGGACAAUGAGGGCUGGACCCCGCUGCACGUGGCUGCGUCCUGCGGCUACCGGGACAUCGCUGAGUACCUGCUGGCGCACGGGGCCGAUGUGGCGGCAGUGACGAGUGACGGCGAGCUGCCGCUGGAGGUGGCCGAGGACGAAGGGCUGGAGGAGCUGCUGCGGGCGGAGGUGGUGCGCAGAGGGGUGGACGUGGCAGCGGCCAAGCGGGCGGAAGAGGAGCGGAUGCUGCGGGACACGCGGCGCUGGUUGGACGCUGGAGAGAUCCGUGAUGCACGGCACCCGGCCACUGGGGCCAGCGCCCUGCACGUGGCGGCCGCCAAGGGCUACAUUGAGGUCAUGAGGCUGCUGCUGCAGGCAGGCUAUGACCCCGAUGUGCGGGACAAGGACGGGUGGACCCCGCUGCACGCGGCUGCGCACUGGGGCGUGGAGGAGGCCUGCAGGCUGCUGGCCGAGCACCUCUGCGACAUGGCCCCCCGCAACAACGUGGGGCAGCGUCCUUGCGACCUUGCAGAUGAGGAGACCCUUCCCCUCCUGGAGGAGCUGCAGCGGCGGCAGCACCAUCUCCGCUCUCAAAAAGACCCAGGGACCCCUCCAGCCCCAAUAACUCUGGACCCCGAUGGAGCACCAGCUUCCACCUGGAGCAGUAAGCACCGCCGGAGCUCAGUGUGCCGCAUGAGCAGCCGCGAGAAGAUGUCAGUACAGGAUCAGUCCAAGGAGCGCCCGGUGCUGGGGGUCCUGCCCCCCCCCGGGGACGAGGACAGCGGCGAUGAGGGGGAGGCCCCUCCCCAGCUGGGUCCUCCCAUGGAGCUGGCCCCACUGAGCCCCCCCAAUGGGGUCCCUGCUGGCCCCCCCAUGAAGGGCCCCUACACUGGACUGUGCCGCACUGGCAGUUUGGGGGCGCUGCCCCAUCCCGUCCCCCCCCCGGAUGGUGGUGUCCGUCGCUCCGCCUCCUCCCCCCGCCUGGACUCCGCCCCCCAGAGUAAAGAGCCGCGCUUGGCCCGUGUCUCCCCCACUCCCUCGCACCGGACUCCCUCUGACGCCGUCCCAUCAAACCCCCUGGAUGGAGGCCCCCAGGUGAAGGUGGAUGCAGAGCCCCGGCCCCGCAG
Messenger RNA from Numida meleagris (helmeted guineafowl), 1175 nucleotides. RefSeq names its product protein phosphatase 1 regulatory subunit 12C (gene PPP1R12C). Lineage: Eukaryota; Metazoa; Chordata; Aves; Galliformes; Numididae. Gene Ontology annotation, biological process: signal transduction. Gene Ontology annotation, molecular function: protein kinase binding; phosphatase regulator activity; enzyme inhibitor activity. The record is from RefSeq and is a predicted model, not a curated record. Gene Ontology annotation, cellular component: cytoplasm.